Lactuca virosa is the source of this 1998-nucleotide messenger RNA. Lineage: Eukaryota; Viridiplantae; Streptophyta; Magnoliopsida; Asterales; Asteraceae. The record is from the annotation of a GenBank genome assembly.
UCUGCUACAACCAGAACUAGGUGGGGUCAAUCAAGCGAAACCCAGCUGUUACUUAUUCUUCCUCUCAAUAUCUUGAACCCUUCCCUUCUUUUCUUGCCAAGAUCUGGUUUUCUAUCUCUUUCUCGCUUCUCUUUAGAGGGGCCAACUUUUCUUCUUCUUCUUCGUCUUCUUUUUUGUUUUCUGUUCUAUAGAUGCCAAAACUUAUCGUCUUGUGAUCAAGUACAAGGUACAACGGCUAGAAGAACAACCCCUCAAACUCAAAGAUCCAAACCAGAUUCAUUUACUCGAGGCUAAUCGGUGAAUGAUACAGUAAUGGGGCGGAAAGGCAAUUGGCUAUCUUCCAUUAAAAAGGCUUUGAGUCCCAGCUCCAAAGAAAAGAAAAGCCAGAAAUCAAAGAGGAACGCUUUUGCGGAUGAAAAAGCUUCAGAACCACCUAUUGCUCCAAACCCAGUUGUAGAAACCCUAAAUUCUUAUCAGAUUCCUCCACCAGAAGAAGUGAAACCAAUUGAGGUGGAAGACGAACAGACAAAACAUGCUUAUUCAGUUGCAGUUGCUGCCGCCGCUGCAGCUGAGGCCGCCGCCACCGUAGCUCAGGCUGCCGCCGAGUCUGUCCGACUCACCGAGUUGACUCGGUAUACCGGAAAAUCAAAGGAAGAAGUAGCUGCUAUCAGAAUUCAAACAGCUUUUCGUGGCCACUUGGCAAGGAGGGCAUUGAGAGCGUUAAGAGGGCUGGUGAGAUUGAAAACACUGGUGGAAGGGGCAGCUGUGAAGCGACAAACAGCAAACACACUGAAAUGCAUGCAAAAUUUGUCACGUGUGCAAUCUCAAAUCAAUUCCAGAAGGAUCAGGAUGUCGGAAGAGAAUCAAGCACUUCAGAAACAACUCCUUCAAAAGCGCGCAAAAGAAAUCGAAAGCUUGCAGAUGGGAGAAGAAUGGAACGAUAGUUUGCAGUCAAAAGAAGAGAUUGAAGCAAAACUAUUGAGCAAAUACGAAGCUACAAUGAGAAGAGAAAGAGCAAUGGCAUAUUCGUUUUCUCAUCAGCAACCAUGGAAGAAAGCGUCAAGAACAACAAACUUACUAUUCAUGGACCCCACGAAUCCUCAAUGGGGUUGGAGUUGGUUAGAGAGAUACAUGGCAGCCCGACCAUGGGAGACAAAUGAUCAUGCAUCAUCAUCAUCGGUUAGAACCGGAAUCAACAUUACCGGGAGUGAAAUCGCCAAGUCAUAUGCCCGACACCAGCUUAACUCCACACCUUCAACCCCGAAAACCGUUGGCCCGGUGGGCUCACGGAAGUUCAAGCCCGGGUCGAGCCCACGAGGGUUUGGGCUUGGCCCAGAUGAGGACUCCAAGAGUGUUUUUAGUGUGCAGUCCGAGAAGAAUAGAAGACAUAGCAUUGCGGGGUCUUCGGUUAGAGAUGAUGAGAGUUUGGCGAGCUCACCAUCGGUUCCUAGUUACAUGGCACCUACAAAAUCCGCGAAGGCUAAAUUGAGGGGACAAAGCCCGUUGGGCCCGAUAGAAAUCAAUGAUGGGCCCACCCCGGAAAAGGGGCCCGUGAAGAAACGGCUUUCGUAUCCUGGGUCGCCAGCUAGGCCCAGACGUCAUUCGGGCCCGCCCAAAGUUGGUGGAGGCAAUGGCAUUGGGAUUGGUGUGGCACCAAAUGGGAGUAGUGGAGUGGUGAGUUGAGGGAAGUGAGAGAAAAAAGUGUUGUGCAUUGUUUAGUAAAAUUUAUAAGUUAUAAGGUCAAAAGUUGAGAAAAAAGAAAAGAAAGGGGUGGGAGGUGAAAUUGAUUUGUUGUUAUUUAAGUUAUUUGAUUUAUGGGUGAAAGAUUUGUGUUGGAAUGAAUUUUUUUUCUUGUUUUGUGUCUUUGUGUGAAUUUCAAAAUGGAAUGUUUAUUGUUAAAAUUUCUUUGUUGCUUCCAUUUAGAUAAAUCCUUUUACCUUUAUAUGUACAAAUGGUGUGAGUGAGAUUCUGAAAAUAAAGUUUUAUGUUGCUGUUGGU